UGAAGGAGUAGGGCGUUCGGACAUGGACCAAGCAGCGAAACUCACCAAAGCUCUGCUCAAAAACGCCACAAAUCCAAAGCUAGCAUGGCAACUCUUCAAGCGCAUUCAAUCUUCCUCACCCAAUACCUUCCUUCACUCCGUACCCACCAUCGCCCGUAUUCUCGUUCGCGCCAAAAUGCUGGACCAAGUAGACGACCUUCAUCAUCUCCUCUUGACCUCCACGCCCCAACAAACAACCCUUUGUUCUCUUGUUUCUCUCGUUAAUAUCUUGGCGAAAUCGGACCUCUUUGACAAGGCUUUCUCGCAGUUCCAGACCAUCAGAACCAAGUUCCCAGAAAACCCGCCUUCUACUUAUACGUUCAAUCUUUUGAUCCGGGCUCUAUGUGAUUCGGGUCACUUGGAGGAUGCCAAGGAACUAUUUGAUAAAAUGUCUGAGAAAGGUUGUAGGCCGAAUGACUUUAGUUUUGGGAUUUUGGUUCGUGGGUUUUGUAGAGCUGGGCUUGCUGACAAGGGAUUGGAGCUUUUGGAUGACAUGAGGGUUUUUGGGUUUUUGCCUAAUAGGGUUGUGUAUAAUACUUUGAUUUCAAGUUUUUGUAGGGAAGGUAGGACAGAUGAUGCUGAAAGAUUAGUAGAAAGGAUGAGGGAGGAUGGCUUGUUCCCAGAUGUUGUGACAUUCAAUUCUAGGAUAUCAGCUCUCUGUGGGACAGGCAAAAUUCUAGAGGCUUCUAGAAUUUUUAGAGAUAUGCAAAUAGAUGAAGAAUUGGGGCUGCCUCGGCCAAAUGUCGUAACUUAUAAUUUAAUGCUUCAGGGGUUUUGCAAGGAAGGAGUGUCGGAAGAAGCCAAGGCCCUGUUUGAGCUUAUGCAAACGAAUGUUACUCUUAUGAAUUUAGGAAGCUAUAAUAUUUGGUUGUUGGGGUUGCUAAGAAAUGUUAAGCUUGUUGAGGCUCAACUAGUUCUUAAAGAUAUGGUAGAUAAGGGUAUGGAGCCUAAUAUUUACUCCUAUAACAUUCUCAUGGAUGGCUUAUGCAAAAAUGGGAUGCUAUCUGAUGCAAGAAUGGUGAUGGGUUCUAUGAUAAGCAAUGGUCUUCAUCCAGAUGCAGUAACUUAUACCACUUUACUUCAUGGAUACUGUAGUAAAGGGAAGGUACAUGACGCAAAUAAUAUUCUACAUGAAAUGACGAGAAAUGGUUGUUUUCCCAACACUUAUACUUGUAACGUUUUGCUGCACAGCCUAUUGAAAGAGGGGAGGACAGCUGAGGCAGAACAGUUGCUGAAAAGGAUGAAUGAGAGAGGUUAUGGCUUGGACACUAUAACCUGCAAUAUCAUAAUUGAUGGUCUAUGUAAAAGUGGGAAAUUGGACAAAGCAAUUGAAAUAGUUAAUGGGAUGUGGACACAUGGAAGUGCUGCUCUUGGUAACCUAGGAAACUCAUUUAUUGGCCUAGUUGAUGGUGGUAGCAGGGGAAAGAAAUGCAUGCCUGAUUUAGUUACAUAUUCGAUUAUAGUUGGAAGUCUUUGCAAGGAAGGAAGGCUUGAUGAAGCUAAAAAGAAGUUCAAAGAUAUGAUGGCGAAGAACUUACUACCUGAUUCAGUUAUUUUUGAUACUUUUAUUCAUAGUUUCUGCAAAGAAGGAAAAAUAUCAUCUGCAUUUCGUGUUCUCAAGGACAUGGAGAAACGCGGUUACAACAAAAGCUUACAGACUUACAAUUCGUUAAUCCUAGGCUUUGGAAGCAAAGAUCAAAUAUUUGAAAUUUAUGGAUUGAUGAAUGAGAUGAGAGAAAGAGGGAUUUCUCCUAAUGUGUGCACUUACAAUAAUAUCAUUAAUUGUCUUUGUGGAGGGGGGAAAAUUGAAGAUGCAACUUCUGUCUUAGAUGAAAUGCUGCAAAGGGGUAUUUCACCUAAUGUUUCUACUUUCAAGAUGUUAAUUAAAGCCAUCGGUGAGUCAGGUGAUUUGGUGGUUGCACAUGAGGUAUUUGAGAUAGCCGUGAGUAUAUGUGGCCACAAAGAAGUCCUUUAUAGUUUGAUGUUCAACGAGUUGCUUCUUGGAGGAGAAGUCUCAGGAGCUAAACUGCUUUUUGAAGCUGCAGUUAAUAGAUCUUUUCAUCUUGGGAACUUCCUUUAUAAGGACCUCAUUGACAGACUUUGUGAGGAUGAGAAGUUAGAGGAGGCUAGUGAUAUUCUAAAUAUGUUGAUCAACAAAGGGUAUAAAUUUGAUCCUGCAUCAUUCAUGCCUGUCGUUGAUGGAUUGGGCAAAGUGGGAAACAAGCGUGAGGCAGAUGAACUUGCAGAGAAGAUGAUGGAGAUGGCUUCAGAUGGUAAGGUGGAAAACAAGGUAUAUCAAAAGGCAGGGGUAUCAAAACACAGAAAAGAAAAUAAGUAUGGAGGUGGCGAUUGGCAGAAAAUAGUGCACAGAGAUGAUGGCAGUGGAAUUGCAUUAAAAGCUUUAAAGAGAGUUCAGAAAGGCUGGGGUCGAGAAAGUAUAUCAAGUUUGAAGCCUGAAAAAAAUGACCAUUUUGAUUACUGGUAGGAUGGUCACCUGUUCCAGUUGACAUGAAGAUGGGUCUAGGUAUCAUUUAUGAGUACCUAUAGGUCCUUCUUGUCAUCAUGUUGAGUAUUUUUAGACAGGCAACCAAAGAGCAUGAGCCCUUUGCUUGUGCUUGGUACUUAUUCAUGGCAGCAGUCAUGAUAACUUAACAGGCUUCUAGUACUGGGCAUGGAACGGGCUGAUGCUGUGGAAUGAGUUUCAUAACGAUUUGCCAAGCUUGAAGAAGCAUUACUUUUCCUUCUGGCUAGAAAAUCUUUUGGUCUGUUCCUACCAAGGUUGUAUCAUCAUCAACGGAAGUUCAUGUCAGCCUAAGGUUCUGGGAAAAUUCAUAAUUUCUGCGGUUCAGCAAACAUCCUUUUGGCAGCUUGAGAUGCUAUCACCCAUGACAAAAUGAACAUCAUUAAUGGUAUGCUAAUUCUCAAGAAAAAGUUCACUUCUUUCCUUCUUGGUUAGAGAGGUAGGGGGUUUGGUUCUGCUGAAGUGGGAACGAACAGAGAAGGUGGAGGGUUGGUUGGAUCCAGAAGAACUGAAAGCAAAAACUGCAUUGGUUUUAACGCCAGUAGAAAUGAAAAUUUAUAAGUUUUACUGUCUUUGAAUCUGAAAUUUCAUCCUGAUUUAGGUUUUGCACACAUUUUUGUGAGCAGCUUCGUUUCUGGUUUUUUCAGCAAUAGGGCAAGUUUAAUAUGGCAACAAAAUUUCAUAAGUUUGAUGACAACAAACUUCAUAUGUACUUCGUUAUGUGCAAAACCUUCC
Molecule: messenger RNA, 3295 nt
Organism: Rubroshorea leprosula
Lineage: Eukaryota; Viridiplantae; Streptophyta; Magnoliopsida; Malvales; Dipterocarpaceae
Source: the annotation of a GenBank genome assembly